UUCUCCCCUGGUGUCGGAAGCUGUGUGCAGUAGUUUGCGGAGGACAGAGGUGGGGAGAAGAACCGAAUUUUGGGGGAUCUGUGAGCAAGAAGAGCCACAGGGAGCAGCUGCUAUGGCUUCUGAACUCCUGAAAUGCUUACAGGAGGAAGUGACCUGCCCCAUCUGCCUGGACAUCCUGACACAGCCCCUGAGCCUAGACUGUGGCCACAGCUUCUGCCAGGCCUGCAUCACUGCAAAGACCAAGGAGUCCACGACAAACCAAGGAGGGGAGAGCAGAUGCCCUGUGUGCCGAAUCAGGUACUGUACUGGGGAGCUGCGGCCUAACUGGCAUGUGGCCAACAUAGUGGAGAGGCUCAGAGAGGUCAAGGUGAGCCCCGAGGAGGGGCAGAAGAUAAAUCUCUGUGAGCGCCAUGAAGAGAAACUCCUGCUUUUCUGUAAGACAGAUGGGAAGGUCAUUUGCUGGCUUUGCGAACGGUCUCAGGAGCACCGUGGUCACCACACGGUCCUCGUGGAGGAAAUUGCCCAGGACUACCAGGAGAAGCUCCAGGAAGCUCUAUGGAAGCUGAGGGAAGACCAGCAGGAAGCUAGGAUGUUGGAAGCUGGUAUCGGAGAAGAGAGAACUUCCUGGAAGAAACAAAUGCAAACUGAGAGACAAAGUAUCCAGGCACAGUUUAAAAAACUGAAGGACAUCCUGGAGUAUGAGGAGCUGAGGGAGCUGCAGAAUUUGGAAAACGAGGAGAAAGCUGUUCUAGGCAGGCUGGCUGAAGCUGAGGAUGAACUGGCCCAGCACAGCCAGCUGUUGACCGACCUCAUCUCGGAUCUGGAACAUCGGCUGCAGGCGUCAACGAUGGACAUGCUGCAGGAUGUGAAUCACCUCAUGGAAAGGAGCAGGGUCUUGAGUCUGAAGAAACCAAAAACUUUUCUCAAGGGACAAAGGAACACAUUCCGAGCUCUUGAUCUGCAAGAGAUAAUACAAGCCUUUAAAAAAGCUCACGUGAUUCCACACUGACCCCAAAAUACGACGUAUUUUGGCAUUUCUACGGGACGAAGACCAGUGAGAUAUAUGUGCUGGUGGAAAUCAAAUAAUGCAUGUAACAGCGAUUAUGGUGUCCCGGGCUCCCUGGUUAUCAGUUCGGGGAAACAUUACUGGGGGUUUGAUCUUGGGGGGUAUAUGAUAGAACAUGCCCAGAAUCCAAUAUGAAAUUUCAUGUUAGACAUACUUAAAAUUACCAACAUGUUUACUCUGGGUAUCAACCUAAUAUGGCUAUUGCGUUAAAGGGUUAAAGGGUUGAAUAUAAUGCUUUGAGGAGUCCUCCUUCUCUGACCCCUUCGUCUUAAUCCUGGCCUUGCCUGUUCCUCCCCAUUGUGUUGGAGUUUUCCUAGACUACAAGGCUGGCACCGUCUCCUUUUUCAAUGUCACAAACCAUAGGUUUCUCAUCUAUAAAUUCUCUUCAUGUUCCUUUUCUCAGAAAGCUUUUCUGUAUUUCAACCUUGGGAAAUAUACUGACCCCAUGACUCGGGGGGGACUGACUCUAGACUCUAGACUGACUCUAGAGUCAGAGUAGUAGAGUCUAGACUACUAGACUACUAGAGUCUAGUUCUUGUACUCGCCAAGCUCUUGAACCUUCUUACACCCCUACUUAUUUCUUUGUAGUUGCGCUUGCCUUAAGUACACCUAAUGCAUUGAGUCUGUCUCACCGUGUGUCCCUUGCUGCUUCCCUUUUCUCUACGUGAACACCUAUAUUCAUCAGCAGGGUGUACAAUUUGCCUUGAAUAAUGUUUUUCCCAGUAUGAUGUUUGCAUUAGGAAAGAAUCUCUGUUCAUAAUUUUCCAUAGUCCCAACGGAAAAAAAAAAAGGGCUGAUGCCUCAUAAAGAAAGAUCAUUAUUGAGGGAACAACUCUGCCAGAUUGUUACAAUCCCAUUUCCUCUGUCAUGACUGAAAAGAUGAAGGAAAGCUUUUCAACAAUUUUGAUGUAUUAUCAAAGACCUAAGCGUAGGAAUUAUUCACUAAAGACUGAACCCUUAGUGGUGUGUCUGUUCUCAUGAUGCCUUUUACUCAUCAAAGAGUUAGGGAGAAAAUGAGAAAAUAUCAUAAAUAGUAAGAAUGGAAGUUUAUGUUCAGCAUGUCUGAGUUCCUGUCUUCUCUCCACACGUAGCAAAUGCAACCUUGAAUGACAUACAUUAACGUUGUGUUUAUUUUCUUAAAAUAAGCUUGGUGUAAAAACUGCACUGUACUUAGGAUCAUCGUAAGAAAAUAAAUGUCAUUAAAA
This is a messenger RNA of Lynx canadensis (Canada lynx), 2271 nucleotides long. RefSeq names its product tripartite motif-containing protein 5-like. NCBI's taxonomy places the organism in Eukaryota, Metazoa, Chordata, Mammalia, Carnivora, Felidae. Gene Ontology annotation, molecular function: zinc ion binding. The record is from RefSeq and is a predicted model, not a curated record.